UGCACCAAACGGCUGGUCAAAAUCAAAUGAACCCCAAAUCCGACCAGACAGAGAACAACGAGGGAGGUGGUGAUAGACUUGUUCGGACGACGAGACCGAGACAACAGAGAGAGAGAGAGAGAGAGAGAGAGAGAAAACAGAGAAAGAAUCAGAAGAUUUAUAAGAGGAGGAGAGAGACAAAAGAUGGAGAUGAAGAACACAGGAACCGUCUUUUUCGUAUCUCUCUCGAUCUUCUCCGUAAUCAAUCAAAAUGGCUCUGAUUUUCUCCUUUGUUAAUUUUCAAUUUAACCACCUUUCUGAAUCCAAUUUUUCUCAGGUAUGGAGGAAAGACUAAAUAAUAACGCGUCCUUGAUUUCACGUAUUCAACAGUUGGAACAAGAACGUGAUGCACUGCACAAAGAUAUUGAGCAAUUGUGCAUGCAGCAAUCUGGUCCUGGGUUUCUUGCCAUAGCUACGCGAUUACAUUUCCAAAGGACAGCUGGCUUGGAGCAGGAGAUCGAGAACUUGAGGAAGAAGUUACUUGCUUGCACAAGAGAUAAUCAUAAUCUUCAGGAGGAACUUUCAGAAGUUUACAAGAUCAAAAACCAGUUGGCAGAUCUACACAGUGCAGAGGCCUCGAAGCAUUUAGAAGCUGAGAAGCAGCUUAAAUUUUUCCAAGGUUGUGUAGCUUCUGCAUUUGCUGAAAGGGAUCACUCUGUAAUGGAGGCUGAGAAGGCAAAGGAAACAGAGGAAGCCAUGCUGCAGAAACUAAAUGACUUGCAAGAGAGAGUACAGGAGCUUACUUCAGAGGAUCUUGAAGAAAAAAAACGUCAUACAGACCUGCAAAUUGAGUCAGUGAAGCUAAAAGAGCAGAAUGAACUUCUUAAGCAGGUUAUUGACAAGUUCUUUGAGAUUCGUCAAAGCUCUCUUGGGGUUCUUGAUGAUUGUGACUUCGAAAAUAAAUGCGAAUAUCUUUUGCGAGAUGAUCCAGAGAUGUGGAGUUUUGAUGAAGAUAAGGAAGCCUCCACCUCUAGUUACAUUGUUAUGUUAGAAAAAGAGCUGGAAUCAUUGAACAUUUCUGUGGGUAGUCUCCGAAAUCAAGCUGCAAUGGGAUUGGAUAUUGAAGAUCAUCUGAAAAAGAAAGUUUGUGAAUUGGAAAAAGAGAAGACCCUCUUAUAUGAUGCUAUAAAGAGUCAGAUACUGGAGUUGCGUCAUUUCCAUACUCAGAACAGAUUUGAAGUCACGAGUUUCCUUGAGCAAGAGAAAAAUCAGUUCAAUUCAAUACUUGAUGCAGUACAAGAGAGGAUACAGUUCCAGGCUAGCUUGAUGAAAAGUUCUGAGCACGAACAGACAGUAGCAAAGUUAGAUGACUUGGAAUGUCGUGAUGUUCAUAUAACUACGGAUACCGGUUUGGUUCCUCAGAGUCCGCCUGCCUUACCAAAAGCUCUGGGUGAUGAAGUGGGUGACACCUCAGAUAACCUUGCACAGGCACUGCAAGAAAAGGUUAGUGCAUUGUUGCUUCUGUCUCAGCAAGAUGAAAAACAGUUAUUGGAGAGGAAUGUCAAUGCAGCUCUACAAGAAAAGAUGGAUGAGCUGCAAAAGAACUUACUACAGGUGACAAACGAGAAGGUGAAAGCUCUUCUGGAGUUGGCACAACUAAGGCAGGAGUAUCAAGUACUGCAAGAAGACAUCAUUCAUGAAAGGAAACAAGGAAAUCAUUUAGCUGAUACUGGGGAAAAAAACAUUUCUACCCAGGAAAGAGAGGUGGGAAAAUUGACAAACCUGCUGAGGAAAACAUAUCUUAGUCGUUGGGUGGGGAGACAAGACCCGAAUGAAUCCGGUGGUCAGACGAUCAAUAAGUCCAAUAAUUCCGUAGAUUAUGCAAGGUUGAGGGUUGAAAAUGCAACUCUUAAAGAAAGCAUAGAAACUAUGGAGCACUUAACGUCUUCGAUACACAGGCUCCGUCUAUCACUUGUUAAGGCUAAAGAUUCUUCAAUAUCGCUAGACCCAGUAACGGAUUCUAUUCAAGCUCUAAACGAUAUUAUCAACGAGGCGAAACUUAUUAAAACAGCUCUCGGAAGUUCGCUACCUGUUAGUUGGUCAAGCGAGGCUGAAAAUGGAACUGACAUAUCUGAAAGCAGCACAGAUACCAGCAGUGAGAGACCUGACUUUGUCUCUACUUCUGGAUUGGAGAUGGUUGAGCUCUUAAUACUGGCAGCUCAAACUCUAGUAGCAAACGUUAAUCUGUUGUCAGUUUUACCACCCCAACAGGAAUAAACCUUGUAAAUAAACAAUGUGCAUAGUUUAAUUUACACUGAUUCUGCACUGUUCAUAUGCAAGUGUUUAACAAGAUUAUGUACAUUCACCUCCAAAGAUCAAUCAAGUUUAUAUUCUUGGAGAA
Messenger RNA from Papaver somniferum (opium poppy), 2380 nucleotides. RefSeq names its product cingulin-like. The record is from RefSeq and is a predicted model, not a curated record. The transcript has 18 exons. NCBI's taxonomy places the organism in Eukaryota, Viridiplantae, Streptophyta, Magnoliopsida, Ranunculales, Papaveraceae. Bases 319 to 2256 code for a protein of 645 amino acids.